Canis lupus familiaris (dog) is the source of this 1068-nucleotide messenger RNA. It is a transcript of the gene TIMM10, whose product is annotated as translocase of inner mitochondrial membrane 10. The record is from RefSeq and is a predicted model, not a curated record. Gene Ontology annotation, cellular component: mitochondrial inner membrane. The transcript is spliced from 3 exons. Lineage: Eukaryota; Metazoa; Chordata; Mammalia; Carnivora; Canidae. Gene Ontology annotation, biological process: protein insertion into mitochondrial inner membrane. Bases 544 to 816 code for a protein of 90 amino acids.
GGGAGCGGCCCGGGCGACCGUAACGAGCAGCACAGACACUACGGCCUUGGAGGGCGUCCUUCCUUCUCCGCGCCGCGCCGGGGUCUGUGACCCGCCGUCGAGCCUCGGGGGCUGCGGCCAAGCUUCGCGGAGCCCCGCCCUCCGGCGCCCGCCUACAGACAGUCGCACUGUGACCUCUCCGCCGAAACCCUGGGGACGGCACCGCCAGGCUGCAGGCGCUCUGCACUGCGCCCAAGCCUCUAUGGUAUUUUGGCGUCCCCUCUAGCCCUUGCAAGUCGCCUUCGGGCACGGCCGGCGGCUCCUCUCUAUGGUAGCCGAUUUCCCCGCGCCGCCUCGUAGGGGCUUCACUCCGGAAGCGAGUCCGAUCAAAGGGGAGGCGGGACUUCCCUCCCGGAAGUGACCCACGUGCUUCCGCCUUAGCCUACCUGGGCGUGCGGCGGCUGUCUAGCGUUUGCGCGAAGUUGAGGACACCGCGGGCACAGUGACUGGCCCCAGGCCGUGGACUAGGAGGCCAGGAGAUCUUUCCCACGGCGCAGCGCUGAGAUGGAUCCGCUCAGGGCCCAGCAGCUGGCUGCCGAGCUGGAGGUGGAGAUGAUGGCCGAUAUGUACAACAGAAUGACCAGUGCCUGCCACAGGAAGUGCGUGCCUCCCCACUACAAGGAAGCAGAACUGUCCAAGGGCGAGUCCGUGUGCCUGGACCGCUGUGUCUCCAAGUACCUGGACAUCCAUGAGCGGAUGGGCAAAAAGUUGACAGAGUUGUCUAUGCAGGAUGAAGAGCUGAUGAAGAGAGUGCAGCAGAGCUCUGGGCCCGUGUGAGGCCCCAGACAGUAUACACCCCAAGGUGUGCCCUGCCCCUUCCCACUCGCCUAAUAAAAGUGCCCCUAUUGGGUGUCAUCUGUGAAGACUCCCGGGCCUCGGCUCCCUCUGGAGAGCCUCCAGGAACCCAGAGUAUGGUAGAGUUACUCUCCCCGGUUGGAGAAGGGGUAUUUGUCACACUGUGAUGUGACUGUGUAUGUACGUGUAUGUGUGUGUGUAUAUAUUAAAACAGAUUUGUUGACACCUACCACA